Molecule: messenger RNA, 1161 nt
Organism: Mytilus trossulus (common blue mussel)
Lineage: Eukaryota; Metazoa; Mollusca; Bivalvia; Mytilida; Mytilidae
Product: universal stress protein Sll1388-like
Exons: 4
Coding region: 1-423 (140 amino acids)
Source: RefSeq, a predicted model, not a curated record
AUGAUCAUUAAUAAGGCAGAUAACUACACAAUACAAAUCUAUAAGACAUCUACUGAGAAAACAAUAAGUGGUUUAAAUGAGGCCAGUGCAAAUUUUUCGAUUGAUCGUGAGGUUUUGAAGCAACUAAUUGACCAGGAUAUUGAAAGAAUAAAAACCAGAUUAAUAGAAUUUGCUGUAUACAUGAGGGAAAUAAAGUUAAAUGGUGUAGUUAAAAGCACGCAGGCAAGUUCUCCUGGCGAAGGAAUAUUAAAUAUAGCCAAAGAAUUAAACGCAGACAUGAUUGUAACUGGAUGUAGAGGACAUGGUACAUUUCGCAGAACAUUUCUUGGAAGUGUUAGUGGUUUCAUACUACACCACGCGCACAUACCAGUCAUGACCAUUCCACAUCCACAUCACAAAGAAGGCCACCAUCACAAACCUUAGUAUUUAACAUAACUUGUUUGUGAACAUUGCACUGUCAACGACCACGAUGCUGCAGCUGGAAACAACAAUUUUGUAUACUAGUAGUUUAUUUAAUCUAUUUACCAACACUGCGGUGGAUAGUAGUCUCAUUGGCAAUCAUACCACAUAUAAUUGUACUUUCAUUUUUAAGAUACAUUGAAAGGCACAAGCUAUGAUAUAAAAAACCAGAGAUACAGAUGAGUUGGUGUGUUUGUGUGCGUGUAAGUACGUGUUUGAUUGGUUUGAUUAAUAAUCAAUUCCAUGCAUCUUCUUUAUAUAUAUCAGUUAAUUAUUUGUAAUGAAUGUGACUGUUUUGGAUUAAUGUAUGCAGUUAACAGUAAUUAUCUUGAUAUGAUAUAUACAUUCAAGUAUUCUACCUCUAACAUCAAUACCUCUUUACCGACGUAUAUCAUACUGAAGUGAAAUAUACUUUCGUGCAAUUUGAGGAUAAUCUUAACAGGGAGUAUAAGUUCAAAUCAUUUGAAAAUUUAAAAAAAAACGAAGAGCAGACUGGUAAUAAUAAUCAUACACUACAAUGGAAUACAAUUUUUAUUUGGGCUUCACAAGGAAUAUGGACUCAUAUUCCCUGUUAAUGAUGUGUACCCAAUUGAAGAUAUAAAAAACAUGUAAUAUUGGUAAAUAUAUAUGUAUAUAUGUAUGUAAAUAAAUGUUGAUGAUUUAGUGUUACUUACUUGAAAAAAGUAAAACCAUAAUUAUUUG